UAGCGUAUUGACGCUUUGGCGGGCAACGUUUUAACUCGAGUCUGCGUCGGCAUUGUUGUGCGUUGAAUGAGCGACACUUCUUCCUUUGAACCGACGAGUGUUUGGAGUUUCUCAUGACAGGAGUGUUUCUGCGUCUCACCUCGAAUCACGAUGUUUAACUUCCACAAGCCUAAGAUGUACCGGAGCAUCGACGGCUGCUGCAUCUGCAGAGCCAAGUCGUCCAGCUCGCGCUUCACCGACAGCAACCGCUACGAGAUGAACUUCAAGAGUUGCUUCGGGUUGGGUGAGAUGCGUUGUGGGGACAUCUGUAACGCCUGUGUCCUCCUGGUGAAGAGAUGGAAAAAGCUUCCAGCUGGAUCCAAGAAGGACUGGAAUCAUGUGGUUGAUGCAAAAGCCGGAUCGAGCAUGAAGGCAACACUGAGGACAAAGAAGAUCAAGAAGAAGCUGAGGCCGAAACAGAUCAGUCGGGUGCAGAGCGAGCUCAAGAGAAACAACUCGGACGCACACAGCACCACCUCCAGCGCUUCACCUGCACAAUCCCCCACCUACAGCAACCAAUCAGACGAAGGCUCUGACACGGAGCUUUCCCAUGGCUCUGCCCCUUCCCAGGCCUUCUCCUUCCUGGACCUCACCUACUGGAAAAGACAGAAAGUGUGCUGUGGCAUCGUGUACAAAGGUCGCUACGGAGAAAUCAUCAUCGACCCCCACCUGUUCAAACCCUGCUGUCAGAGGAAGCCAGACCUGCAGGAGGAGGAGGAGAUGGGAGGGGGGGAGAUCGUAGAGAAGGACCUGCAGCCGCAGCAACAAGAGGAGGGGGAGGAAAGUGGAGAGAUGGCAGAGGAGGACAUGCAGCAGCAACAGGAGGAGAUGGAAGGAGGGAAGAUAACAGGAAAGGAGGAGAAUGCAGAACGGGAUGAAGGACAGGACGUUGUGAGUGCGUCGAUGCCUCCAGUAUCCACACACGAGGUGGAGGAGAAGGAGGAGCUGAGUGAAGAAGCCCGGUGAUGGCACAGCAAAGGGUCGGUGAAGUCUUCCUCAAGGACCAAAAGUACAAGACACUGAUUUAUAACACACUCACGCUCUGCGGCUGCUGCUGACUGGAAGUUUAACCAUGGAGUCAGGUUUGGCUGUUUGAUACAAAGAGGGAAAUAUGAAGGCUGCUACUAUUUAGCAAUUCAUCUUCAAGGUGAUCGAAAGACAAAAUAAUGAACUGAGGUCGUCAAAACUUCCAACACUUCGAUACUUUUCAAAACCACAUGAUCUAAAAUAAUGCAACCUGUUUUUUUUAAUGGCUGAAAGUCGUAAACUGUAGAAGCUUUAAUAUUAAUAGUCAUAUUUAACCAAAAGCUGCCACGAACAAGAGAGAGAGCGCACUUUCUAAAUUUCAUUAACAUGUUGGCAACGUUUAGGUGCUUAAACGUUGCCAAUGUUUUUAUGCAAUUUAGACAAAUUAAAAUAAAAACCAUUUAACAAAGCCGUGUCAGUCUCACAGCGGCCGUCGUAAACCACGCUUCAUGCAAGUUCUCCCGAGAGUACAGCAAGUGCUUUUCUGCAACGUAAAAAAACACUAGGUGGACACGGGGCCUUAGCCUGCAAUUUAUGUUCUUCAUAAACAAGUAAAAAAAACAGUAUUGGUUGCCUUGGACUUCUAUUUUUUUUGUUGCCGUGGCAUCAAAACAGUUUGAUUUUCCCUCGUAUCCUAUCUAAGUUUGAAAACAUGUUGUCAUGACAACCCCAUCACCAGCUAUUUGUAAGAUUGGUGAAACAUUUAGUAGUUUUACAAGUCAUACGCGCUCUUGAGUCUUUGAGUGUUUGACUCCUGGCUCGUCGUAGAAAGCCGUUUAAAAUCAUCACUUUUUGCCCUUUUUUGACAUCUUUCUGCUCAUGAAUGUCAGAUUUAUCGGUAAAGAUCACAACUUUUAGUCGCAGCCCUGCCUCUAUCCCCCCCCCCCCCCAAUGUUCUCCAUGAGUCCUUAGCUUUACCUCUUUGUACAUGUUGCAUAAACCACAUCAGAUUCCAGACACAGCCGGACAGAGUUAAAGCGUGCUUCCUGCUCGUACUCCGAUAUAAAAUCUCGGUGCGGCACCAAGCGUCUCUUCUUCCUGCUGAGCUCUGCACAGCCGUUAGCGGGAAGGAAUUCAUCACAGAGGAUUCAGGAAAGAGAGGUUUUACCGCUGCACGAUCGGAGAAGAGAGCGUCAGAGCAGCGGGAGGUUUCCUGGCACCCAUCACUUAGUUUUGUGUUGUUUUUUGGACAUGUUUGGACUGAUUGAAGCGCCUCCUCCGCCGAUGUUUGAGACAUCCUUCCUCCUCCUUCUCUUUUUUUUUUUUUGUCUCUGAUGGUGCCUGAACGGGAUCCCCGGACUUGUUCUGUCUUCAGUGUCUUGGUUUGCGAUGAGAUUCUGUAUUUUUGUAAAUACUUUGUUUGUCUUGAAAUGCUGGAUUAUUGAAUGCUGCAUGGAAACCUGAAGACCUCUGGAAUUAACCCUUUACUCUUAGGAUGGAGCCAUACGACGGACAGCAGACUGUUUGUCCUUUUUCUUCCUGACUCAAAAACACGAAUGUUUCUCGAAUUCAUGUUUCUACUUUUUUCUCUUGAAAAGGAUCUGCACUUCACAAAGACAUUAAAAGAGCCUGUGGGGACUAGAAAGCAGCACAGCAAUCACAUUUGAGCAUCUUUGGUGGGGGGGGACUGUGGACUUUAAAUGUCAGAUAGCGUCAUGCAGCUAACGUAUUGUAGCUAAUGUAAUGCAGCAAACGUGACGUAGCUAACAUAACAGCUAACAUAAUGCAGCUAAGGUAUUGCAGCUGACAUAACGUAGCUAACAUAUUGUAGCUAACAUAAUGUAGCUAACGUCACUGUUAGCUACAGCCGUAUCAUACAUUCAGGAAUUUCUUCCCGUUUUUGGAGUUGAAUUCAAAACGUUUUCUGGCUUUUUUCUUUGUUAAAUUUCGGUAACAUGAUGUGGUUGCAUUGCUUUCUCUGACAGAUGACACGUUCAUGGAUCGCGCAACAGCGCACCCAGUCAGUUAGGCUUAAUAUUCAUUUGGGGAACAAGACGCAUCGUGCGGCAUUUAAUUUGCACUGUCAAAUUUAAAGUUCGGCAGGCCAUUAAACCUCUGUAUUUAUCUUUUUGCAACAUUAGUUUGUCAUAAUUUCACGUAAGAAGCGACAGACCCGGUGGAGAUGGUUUUUAGAAACCCCAUUUGUAUUAUCUUCUUCCUACAAAUAAUGCUCAACUCUAUAAAUGAGAUAAAAUCUUUCAAGUUUUCUUCCAUUUCUGGGUCACUUUGACCCUCAAUUCCUGCAAAGGUAACCACAGAUCUCUGUUUUUGUUUCCAACACAGCUCAAAUCUAUUUUCACACCGAGAUGUGUUAAAAAAAAAAAACUUGCCUUUAUAUUAACUUUAAGCCAGACUUUAAGUUUAUUUUUUCAAAUAUGACGGUUAUCAUUUGACACACUCCUCAAGGAAGAACGAUCAAACACCCAUCUUUUCUAAAUCAUCAGCAGGAACAAUAUGACACCUCUAAAUGUAAAUCUUAAAGGAAGAAUGUGCGACAGUUAACUUGUAAAUACAGCAGAAAUCCAGUAUCUCCUGUGUGAAUGUGUUUCUGAGUCAUGACUGUCUACAAUGAGUGAGAAGCUCGAGUCCCGCUGGCUGUGUUGUUGUGAGAGCUUCGUUUACGUGGACGGGACGGCCGGCUCCUCCCCUUGUGUAUAAAAGCUGUUUUAGUCAAGAACGAGAGAGAAGAAGAAGAACAUACUCAAUGAUUAUUUGGAUGUUAGUAAGAGUUUUUAGAUCACGCUCAUUCUGUGUCAGUUUACAUGCAAUGUGAAGCUACGAGUUAACUAAAGAGCGCUAACAUUAGCAUGCUAACACAACAAUGAAGGACACAGGUGAUUACAGCUCAAGUAAAGGACAAUUGUGUCUAACGCUAAAGCUUGAUUCGUGUGAACGCGAGUGGAGGGGGGGAGGUUGGAGGUGUGACUCUGGAGAAGAGUGGAGGCUUCAGUACGGAGGAGGUGUGGCCAAACAUCAAUUUGUUUUGGAUCCAGAAAGUUGCACAUUCUUCCUUUAAAAUAAUACGAGCGAAACACAAGAAGAGAGAAGAAUGUAUCUGUACCAAAAAGUCCUAAAGCUUCCCUGUUGUCCAUGUUCCUCGUGUCUCUCUUUAGUCUGUAAAUAAGUUCAAGGUAAAAGCACAAAAUAGAUGUUCAGGAAGCAGCUGAUGUUUCAAAUACUGUAAAGAGUGAAUAAGCUUAUUAAACCCUCAGGAAGAUUUUGGCAUCAACAGACUAAAAAACACGUGCUAUCGUUCUUCAGCAGCUUUUUUUGAUCAUGUAGGAAGGGGCUCGGGAGCUUUUUAUAUAAAUGAGCCCCUCAUUAUCUACAGAGCAUAAAAAGCUCCGAGGAUGAGUUCUUUAAGAUUAUAUUUGUAUAUACUUUUGAGUUUGAAGCCUUUGUAUGUUUAAGUUCAUGUUCUGCAGCUUUUUGUUUAUCUCACUUUCCUCCCCGUUGAACUUUAUUUUCCCCCGGCUAAGUUUGUCACGUGAUGUUGUACAGCUUUAAUAUAUAUUUUUUUGUAGAUAUAUAUUAAUAAAUGUGAACAAUCAUUUAUCCCGGCUAAACCUUGUUGUGUAAGUUUAAUUGUUUCAUGUAGCUCUGCAUUCUGACUGCUGAUGCGUAAAUGGAUUUUAAAGGUCACAUAUUCAAAGUCCACUUCACCAUGUUCCUCUAACACUAAUAUAUCUCUAGUCUGUCUACAAACCCCCCAAUGAUGAGAAAAGUCCAUCCUCUUCGUCUUUUGUCUGCUCCACUUUUCAGAAAAUGUGUGCUCAAACAGGCCGUUUGGAGAUUUUCCCUUCAUGACAUCACAAAGGGCAGUAGCCCCUCCCCCAGGUGGGUGACACUCCCACAGCUAGGUGUUUUGUUCUGCCCUCUGAGUCUGCCUUCUCACCGUAAACAAUAGGACAUGGAGCGAGAAAGCCCGAGCCACACAAGCCCUUCCAGAGAGGGGGCGUGGGCAGACACAGCUCAUUUACAUAUUUAAAGGUACAGACACAGAAACAGCCUGUUCUGAGCAGGGCUGAAAUAGAGGGGUUUAUAGACAUGAUCAAAUACAGGAUCAGAGUGGAUUUAGAACAAGAAACUUCACAGACAUGUUUUGAGGAGCUCUGAGACUUAUUUAAACUGGUUGAUGAGGAGGAGAAUAUGUGACAUUUAAGGGAUUACAGACACACCUGAAACAUUUUCUUCACAUUGUUUGGUUUUUGUUUUUAUUUCAGAAAAAUCGUUUGUUGCUCAUUUUGAACAAGUCAAAGACAGUGCUAUGAGCUGCUACAAGUGUAUGACAUUUUUUUUGUUUUUUCUUUCCAAAAAUUGAUAAUUGAUGACAUUUAAAGAAUGCCAACAAAGGUGUUUCCUGUCAGGCAAUACAGAAGCCCAAAGAGGACAUGCAUCUCCACACCUUUUGUGCUCCGACAUGAUAGCGAGGAAAUUUCUGUUGUUUCUCUCGAUCUUGACUUAUACAACGCUUAUUUUCCUGUGAUAGUGAGAUCAUUUGAGCAGUUUUCUUAAAAUCUCUCAAAUUUGAGCGCAAGUGGCGCAGUGGUUAGUGCAAGCGCCCCACGUAUGGAGGCUGUAGUCCUCCAUGCGGGCGGCCCAGUUUCAAAUCCCACCUGUGGCUCCUUUCCCGCAUGUCAUUCCCUGCUGUCUCUCUCCCUGAUUUCCAACUCUAUCCACUGUCCUAUCUCUCCAUUAAAGGCACAAAAAGCCAGAAAAAAAAGAAUCGGAUUCGCAUCCAAACUGUGUGGCCUUACCCUCAUGUCGUUCCCCCAUCUCUCUCCUCCCCACCACUGUCCUAUCUCUAAAAAUGAAAUCGUAAAAAGCCCCAAAACAUUCCUUUAAAAAAAAGAGAGAUAACAAGAUAAAUACGUCGAGAUCUCAAGAAAAUGACUGGAAAUGAUCUACAGGAACACAUAGUCAAAUAAAAUGUUUGGAUAUAUGUCCCCUCAGGGCUACCGUAGACGCUUCAUUGUGAAGUCAAGCUUCACUUUUCUCUAAAUAAGUUUAUUUGUCUGGAAAGUAGUAACAAAGUUUUUGGGUUUUUGUACCCGCGCAGGAGCUUUAAUCUUCCAUCGAUUACACAUUUCUCCUCUUUACUUUAAGAGUUCUUUCAUAUCAGGGGGUGAACUUGUCAAAAUGUGUAUUUAUUAACUUAUUUUAGUUCCACUGCAUUGACAUGAAUAUCUUCUUGUGGAUAUGAGUAUAUAUUUCAGGAUGUCUGCAUAAUGCUGCCGUGUAAACAGCACAAAGUUAAAAUGAUUGUAUUGAAACUUUAAACGUUGUAUUUAACGUAGUUUAGAGGGAUUUUGUAUUCCUGACAUUUUGUGUAAAUAUCCAUCAAUUGUCUCUUUCUUUGUUUGAUUAGUAAUGAGAUCAGCAUGAGAUGUAAUCCCAGGGUUAUGGUGCAUAAAGGGUUAUUUUGCAGAGAUGCACUUCUGUUCAUUUCUAGAGAUGAAGAUUGUAUUUUUAUACACUCUUGUAAUUUCAAUGUUCAUUAAAUGUUGUCAGGUUUGA
Molecule: messenger RNA, 6582 nt
Organism: Labrus mixtus (cuckoo wrasse)
Lineage: Eukaryota; Metazoa; Chordata; Actinopteri; Labriformes; Labridae
Product: SIN3-HDAC complex-associated factor-like
Exons: 6
Coding region: 151-1005 (284 amino acids)
Biological process (GO): negative regulation of cell migration
Source: RefSeq, a predicted model, not a curated record